AUGGCCCUGUCACUACAGAGCUUGGGGUUCUCCCUCCUGAUCAUCCUGGCCAUCUCCGGUCAGGCUCAUGCUUUCGGUGCCGGCAACAUCGCCUCCCUCUCCAAGAUUGAGGGGCAGAACUGGCGUCACGGAGACAUUGAGGAUGCCCUGUUGGGUCUUUUCCUGGCCCGUGUCGCUGGUGGACGCAAGUUCAGCAAGCUUGAUGUCAAGCGUGUUUAUUUCGGUAACUGGCUGCGCGAUUACAGUCAGGCUGUCGAUGUGGGCACCGUCAAGCACGUCAGUGCUGAGGCCAUUCGCAUUCUCAUUUGGGUCCUGGGUUUCAUGAGCUUUGGCUAUGGCACUCGCGAGUUCGAGGUCACCACCGAGCGUUUGGGAUGCUACCAGCCCACCGAGCACAUCGAUAACCCAUUGGGCUAUGCUGAGGGUGAUGAUGCCCGUCGCUAUGACCGUCGUCUUCGUGGACCUGUCGAUGAAGAGCGUGAGCUGUCCAUUGAUACCCGCACUGGCCUGAAGAACUACAUCGCAUCCGAAGACCUCGGCAUUGAUACCUCGGCCGCUCUCAUCCGCCGUGUGCUGGGUCGCUCCAUCCAACUCGGCCGUCGCUACGCCCGCUCUCGCAAUGACGAUGACCUGCACGAGGCUCUGCGUCUGCUCGGAACUGGUCUGCACUGUCUGGAAGACUACGCGGCCCACUCCAACUACACCGAACUCAGUCUGAUCGAGCUCGGCGAGCGGGGUGUCUUCCCUCAUGUUGGCCGCAACACCAAGGUUCAGAUUCGUGGAGCCCGCGAUGAGGUCUAUCCCAUUGUGACUGGCACUUUCGGUGGAGUCGACUUCUUCCACUCGGUGCUGGGAGAAUUCUCCGACAAGACCAAGCAGUCUGAGCUCCAGUCCCUAGAGGGCGUGAUCUCGGAGUCUCAAACCGAGGGCCCCUCGAAGAGCAUGCUACAGGAUCUACUCAGCAAGAUCCCAAGUGGGCUGAUUGGCAGUGGUGACCAGGCAGGCAAGAUGGACGACUUCCAGUCCAAGGCAGACAAUGCCCGUCAUGACGGCCAGAACGUCAGCCCCCGCCAGCCCGAGGAGUGGGCCAGCUACAUAAACAACGUUCAGAAGCAGAUCUACCCCGUCCUCGAGUGGCACGAUGACCUGCUCAAGAGCAUUAACGAGGCCAUUGAAAAGAUUCCCGUGCUCCCCGAGCUGAUCGAGCAGGUUCAAGAUGAGAUCACCGUCUUUGUCUUCUCCGUGAUCGCUCCUUACAUCCUGCCCAUCAUCAAGCAAGCCAAGUCGGAGCUGGAGACGGGCUCUUCGGAAGUCAUUCAGACUAGCCGAAACCAGCAGCACGUUGUGUUCAAUGACGACAACUCCUCGAACCCCACCCACUCGAUGCUCUCCAAGGACCACUUCUCCAACCUCCUCAACGAGCCCGCGGGACGAAUUGCCUCGGAGGUGGUCAAGUGGACCGUGCCCCAGCUGAUGCAAUGCUGGGACGACGAGAACAUUGACAUUGACCGGACUCUCAACCGAAUCAUCUCUGGAGUGUUCCACCAUCCUGCCCUGCACAGAUACGGCGAUGACGGUGCGGCCGAUAUUCGUGGAAUCAUGUUCUCCACUGUCGAGCAGUGGUGGAAGAGCAAGGGCGAACGGGAGCGUGAGGAACUUCGUGACCAGCUCAGCCGCGAAGGUGUUCGAGCGGGCCGAAACCACAAGGAGGGUGUUGAGGAUUGCGGUCACGGAUGUGGCAAGCCCCUCGCUCUGCCAAAGAAGUAUGGCAAGUCUAGUGGUGGUGGCAGCAGCAGUGGAGGCUACCAGCAACCUAGCGAUCACCCACUGGGCAAGAUCGCCGCCGAGGCCGUUGGAGGAGGAGCCCUCGGCGGGCUAGUUGGUGGUCUCGUAGGCAGCAUUGGAUCUAUUGCCCUUGAAGAUGGUGGUGGCUCUGGAGGCCGAAGCAGCCCCAAGCCCCAGCGAUAUGAGAACCGCCAUGACGAUGACGAUGAUGAGCGAGAGAACCGUCGGCGUCAUAAUGAACGUCGCGAAGACCGCCAUGAACGUCGCGAAGACCGCCAUGAACGUCGCGAAGAUCGCCACGAACGUCGUGACGAGCCAGAGACCCAGUCCUAUGGCUACGAGGCACCCUCUCGUCAGUCGGGAUACGAGUAUCAGAAUGAGUCGGCAUACAAUGAGCGUCCAGCCCCUCCUCGCAACGACUACGGCCGGGAUGACCGCAACGACUUCAGUCGUAACGACUAUCCCCAGCAGGGAUACGGCAGCUCGAACACCUACGGCGAGCGUCCUCCUCCCCCUCGCAAUGACUAUGGUCGUGACGAAUAUCGCAACGAUUCCCCGCCCAACCCACCCCCCGUGCAAAGCUACCGGCGCGAGGAGUACCGGGAAUCCCGACAGGACAACGGAGGUUACCACCAGCAGGAGAGUCGCCAGACCUACGACUCUGGACGAACCGAGUACGAGCGGACUGAAACCCGCUACGGCUACGGAGCUCCCCAGUCUUCCUACGAGACUGUGCAUCAGAGCGGCUACGGCGAUGGACGUGUUGAACGGGAGUACUCGUCCGGAUACGGUGCACCACCACCACCGCGCGGAGGGCACGAAGAAGGCUUUGAGCGGCCGAGCUACCAGUCGCGAGAGGAGAGCUACGGUCAGGGUCAGGGCUAUGGUGGCGGCAAUGUGGACGUUGUCGAGCGCCAACCUCACCAUGAGCGACGGGACUCUGGGUCGGGCAGUGGUAGCGAGGACGAACGGCGUCGUCGCCGACACCAUCACCACCGCCGCCGCUCGGGUUCGGGAUCGGAGUAG
Messenger RNA from Penicillium subrubescens, 2811 nucleotides. RefSeq names its product Het-C domain-containing protein. The transcript is spliced from 4 exons. NCBI's taxonomy places the organism in Eukaryota, Fungi, Ascomycota, Eurotiomycetes, Eurotiales, Aspergillaceae. The record is from RefSeq and is a predicted model, not a curated record. The coding region runs from base 1 to 2811 and encodes 936 amino acids.